Syzygium oleosum is the source of this 1645-nucleotide messenger RNA. RefSeq names its product thylakoid membrane protein TERC, chloroplastic. NCBI's taxonomy places the organism in Eukaryota, Viridiplantae, Streptophyta, Magnoliopsida, Myrtales, Myrtaceae. Gene Ontology annotation, cellular component: membrane. The transcript has 15 exons. The record is from RefSeq and is a predicted model, not a curated record. Bases 155 to 1291 code for a protein of 378 amino acids.
CGAGGUGCGCCUCGGAACCCAUAACCUGCACUGCACUGCACAGCGUCAUCUCCCGUCGCUCUUCUCUGCCAAAAUUCUAUGGAUAAGGAGGGUCUCCUAGUCUUCUUCACCUUCUCCCCAUUGAUGCUCUGACGUCGAACUCCGACCGAAAGCCAUGGGACUUGCUUCGGCCAUUCAGAGCUGCGCGCGAAGCCCUCGUCUCUUCUCCCCAUCGCCGCGCGGGACUUCACGGCCGUUGCCGUCGCCGUCGCUUCGGCUUUCGCCUCGGUCCGCCUGCGCUCGCGUUCCCUCUCUCAUCGCAGAUAAUCGAACCCGCCACGGCCACGGCCACUGCGCUCCCGUCUCUUGCUCGAGAAAGACCGAGCAGGAGGACGAUCUAUCCACCUCUGGAGAUGGAAAAAAGAGCAAGUUGUACGAUGACAUAAAUGAUGUCGAUCAGCGUCAAUUGCCACAGAAAAGGGAUCAGGAGAAGGAAAACUAUGUCUCGUCUAUUAGAACUGUUGCUCUAUGUGUAAGCACUGCAGUGGCUUUUGGGGUUGGUCUAGGCUUGAAGGAUGGUGUCGGCAAGGCAUAUGAGUUUUUUGCUGGGUACAUAUUGGAGCAGAGUUUGUCUGUAGACAAUCUGUUUGUCUUUGUUCUUGUUUUCCAGUACUUCAAAGUGCCAAUCAUGUAUCAGAACAGGGUACUUUCUUACGGCAUUGCUGGGGCGAUAUUUUUUCGUCUGACAUUAAUAAUACUUGGGUCAGCCACCUUACAGAGGUUUGAGGGAGUAAACCUACUUCUGGCCGCAAUACUUCUGUACUCGUCAUUUAAGUUGUUCACCAGUGAAGAAGAUGACAGCGAUCUAUCUGACAACUUUAUUGUGAAGACAUGCCAGAAAUUUAUUCCAGUCACAAGUAGCUAUGAUGGUGACCGAUUUAUAACAAAUCAGAAUGGUUUGUGGAAAGCCACUCCUUUGCUUCUCACAGUAGCGGUCAUUGAGCUCAGUGACAUAGCAUUUGCAGUUGACUCAAUACCAGCAGUUUUUGGUGUUACACGGGAUCCUUUCGUUGUGUUCACAUCUAAUCUGUUUGCGAUAUUAGGUUUAAGGUCACUUUACAGACUCAUUUCUGAGGGUAUGUCAGACUUGGAAUAUUUACAGCCAUCCAUUGCUGUUGUGCUGGGCUUCAUCGGGUGUAAAAUGAUCCUAGAUUAUUUUGGUUUCCAUGUUUCGACAGAGGCUUCUCUCGGUGUUGUAGCAACAUGCUUAAGUGCUGGAGUAGUGUUAAGUCUUCUCAAGAAAUCUGAUUAGCCAGAGAUGCCGUUUAAGCAUACAGCUGCCUCAGGUUUUUGUGCGGUGUGCUCACUCUCCAACAUUCUUGAGCUCCUCUGGAAAUGGUGGUAUCUUUGGGAGAAUAAGUACCACCAGAUGUCCAUAGAUUGCCAGGAACUCCUCUUGCCAUUCCAAAAGGGAGAAUAAGUGAGGAAGCGAAGAUAGAAAAUAUAGUCGAUAGGUUGAAUUCAUUUGCAAAGCACAAGAGCACUUUUAUUGGUGAAGCCUACAUGAUGCCUUCACUGAUCCAGUGUUUCUUGGUUACUGUUCAGGUAUUUGAAUAAGAUGUCCAAAGAACUGUGUGUACUGCCCGUGCAAUUCAUUUUUAGUGUU